CUAGUCCAUCGCCCCGAACAAUUGACCGCCAUUUUUAUAGCCCUCAGAACCUUCUCUUUCUUGUUCUUCUCUUCUUCCCCCUAAACCCCCCCACAAAUCACAGAGAGAGAAAGAGAGAAAGGGACCAAAAGCAGAGCUCAAGUAGUAGUAGUAGAGAGAGAAAAUUCAGUUGAUCUCUCUCUCUCUCUAUCUCUCUCUUUCUCUCACUAGAUCUGUGUGGCUUGCUUUGCUGUUGCCGUUGUUUUGCUUUGCCUUGCCUUGCUUGCCGUUGCUGGCUGUGUCAGUGUGCCACCCACUCGCUCACUUGCUCGCUGUCUUGCUCUUCGUCUUUCCUCCUCUCGCUGUAGCAGCUAGCAAUGCCACGGCGUCGCGCGGAGGCGGAGGCAUUGCAAUGCGGCCGCCGGUGAAGAAGAAGCUUAGCGCCGCACAGGCGAGCGAGCUGUGCCUUCUUCUUGGUUGAGACUGAUUGGUCGGGAUGUUCAAGUCGGCGCGGUGGCGCGGCGGCGGCGGGGGCGGGGGGAAGGCGAAGGCGGUGUUCAAGCUGCAGUUCCACGCCACGCAGGUGCCGGAGGUGGGAUGGGAGGCGAUGAUGGUGGUGGUGACGCCGCGGGACGCGGGCCGGCCGACGGCGAGGACGGAGAGCGCGCAGGUCGCCGACGGCGCGUGCCAGUGGCCCGCCCCGGUCUACGAGGCCACCAAGCUCCCUUCCUCCGGCAAGGACAAGAUCUACCAGUUCCUCGUCUACGACACGGGCUCGACCAAGGCGGCGCUGCUCGGGGAGGCGACGCUGAACCUGUCCGAGUACGCCGACGCGUUCAAGCCGUGGAUCGUCACGCUGCCGCUCAGCGGCAGCCCCGGCGCGCAGCUGCACGUGACCAUCCAGCGGGUGGUGGGUGGUGGUGGCGGCGGCGGCGGUGGGUGCGGUGACGACGCCAGUGAGAACGGCGGCGACGUGUCGCCGGUGGUGGCGAGGACGCCGCCGAGGAAGACGCUGCAGAGCCAGCUGAGCCGGUGCGAGGACGAGGAGGCGGAGAAGGCGAGGGCGGCGGCGGCGGCGGCGGAUGCGAUGAGCCCUAUGCAAGACGGAUUGGUGAUAAACAAACCUCCUGGGAUGAGGUUUUCAGCGAGAAGAAACAUGCGUGGGCCUGUCGAUCACCUUCACAAUUCCAACAGCUUUGAUGCCAUUUCGGUGUCGGGUUCAGAUGGGAGCUCAGGGAGAUUUACCCCCAAAAACAAUGCAAGUAUGCACAGCACAUUUCUUCAGGAGGGCACCAAUACCCUCUCACCCCUGAGGAACACAUUGACCAGCUCCGGUGACUGGUCGGGAAGCUCAGCUCCUGAUGCUAGCACCGACGGGUCAACCAGCAACUCCGGUGAGGCGGGGUUGAGGGAGGCAGAGGAUGAUGUGGAGAAGCUAAGAAGUGAGAUAGCCACUUUGACGCGGAAAUUGGAUGUCUCCGAUAUGGAGUUGCAAACACUGAGAAAGCAAAUUGUGAAGGAGAGUCGACGAGGGCAAGAUCUUUCCAAGGAAGUGGGUAGCUUGAGGGAUGAGAGGGAUGCUCUCAGAAGAGAAUGUGAAGCACUCAGAGGGAUGAAAAAGACUAUCCAUGAUGCAAACGGAUCUGGUAAAAGACUAUCAAGCGGGGAAGACCCGUGGUCGCAGAUUGAAGAGCUAAAGCAAGAACUGGGCCAUGAGAAGAAUCUAAAUGGAGAUCUGCAUUUACAAUUGCAGAAAAUGCAGGAAUCCAACUCUGAGCUACUUCUGGCUGUGAAGGAUCUUGAUGAGAUGCUGGAGCAGAAGAACAAGGAGAUAUCACUUUUGCAUGAAGAAACACUGGAGGAUCCCCAGGAGGCUGAAUAUGAGCUAGCAUUGUCAAAUGUGCAUAAUGCUGGACACAAAAUAGACAUAUCUGAAACAAGUUCAGUUCAAGAGAAAGAAGAUGAGCUGAUGCUGGAUGCAUUGGCAAAGACAACCGAUGGCAUCGCUACCUCUGAACUUCAAAAUAAAAUUGUUGAGCUGAGCAAUGAAAUCGAGUUGUAUAAGAAGGACCGUGAAGACCUCGAGAUGCAAAUGGAGCAACUUGCACUUGACUAUGAGAUCCUGAAGCAAGAGAACCAUGACAUCUCUUCUAGGCUGGAGCAAACACAGUUGAGGGAGCAGCUAAGGAUGCAGUACGAGUGUUCAGCACAUUUGUCUAUAAUAAGCGAUCUUGAAGCCAAUGUUGAGAGCCUGGAGAAUGAACUCCAGGAACAAUCCAAAAGAUUAGAGGCUGACAUACAAGAGGUAAUGCGUGCAAAGGUUGAACAAGAGCAAAGGGCCAUAAAGGCCGAGGAGUCCCUGAGGAAAGCAAGAUGGAACAAUGCCACUACUGCUGAACGACUCCAGGAGGAAUUCAAGAUGUUGUCUUCACAAGUUUCCUCUGCUUUCAGCGCAAAUGAACAGUUGCUUAUGCAAGCUAGAAAAGAGGCUGCAGAGCUACAGUUACAGAAGGGCCAGUUGGAAGAAUUACUACAGAAGGCACAAGAAGAUCUUGGAUCAAUCCAAGAACAACACCGAGUGAAGGUUCAACAGUUACUGACCUUAGUGGAUUUCAAGUCAAAGGAGACAGACAGGCUGGUAAUGGAGCUUAAAAGCAAGAGUGAUGAGUUCCAGAAUCAGAAGAGAUGCAACGAAGCAAAGUUAAGUGUUCUCUCAGAAGAAAUAGAUCAACUCAAAGCUAAGAUUGAGAAUCUGUCAAAUGAACGAGACAAUCUCUUCGAAGAGAAUGAGCAGAAGGACAAGGAAUUAGCUGCAAAUUGUCAAAAGGAUAUGUUCUUGCAGGAUAGAGAUGCUGAGAUAGCUUUGCUCAACAAAGAACUUGCUUCAAUCAAGGACCAAGUGCAGACAUAUUUAGAGGAGAUAAACACUUUAAAAAGUUCAAAGAAUGAAAAGGAGGAGAUGAUCGAGAAGCUGCAAUCAGAGAUUAGAUCGUUGAAAUUCGAGUAUGACAACCUGAAAAUUUUGAUGUCCACUAACGACUCUGAGAAACACAACCUUGCUUCCCAAGUGCUGAAGCUUCGGAGAGCCCUUGAAAGCAGGGAGGAUGUGAAACAAAAUGGUGUCAAAUCAGAUGAGGACAACCACCAUGCUACUUCUAAGCGCAUCAAGCAUGACGACGGCACCACCGGGAGCUGUAACGUGCUGCCAAGCACCAACAGACACAAUGCAAAUGGUGACUGCAAUGGGCAUGACAGGAGGGAUGCAGCUCAUGAUCAGUCGGUAAAGGAGCUGGAAAUCCUGAAGGAGAGGAACACUGCACUGGAGGAAGAGCUCAAAGAACUGCACGGGCGGUACUCGGAGAUAAGCCUGAAAUUCGCGGAAGUCGAAGGCGAGAGGCAGCAGCUGGUGAUGACGGUGCGCGCCCUGAAGAACUCCCUGAGGUGAUCUUGAUCUAUGCUCCUCACACACGUUGUAGUACAAAAGAUUUAGAUGAUACCCCGGAGGGUUUUGUAUAGGCAGGCAGCUGGAUGAGCUGUAUGAAAUGAGGACAAUAUCUAGGUGCUCUGCAGAGGCCACAGGUACCCAGGUUAGCAGGGUGUGGUCAGUCACAAUACACAGCAUUGUAGAUCUCCCCCCACAAUAAUAUUUCUUUCUUCUUCUUCUUCCUCUUCCUCUUCCAUUGGUGUGUGUAACUGUAACAUGAAUUAGCUUCUCAUCUAGAGUGUUGUGUUGUAUAAUUCCUGAUGCUUGGCUUUUGUUGUGAAGAAAGAAAAGUGAGAUAAGAAAAUAUGGUGUGACCAGUUCUACUUCCA
Oryza sativa Japonica Group (Japanese rice) is the source of this 3792-nucleotide messenger RNA. RefSeq lists its product as uncharacterized. NCBI's taxonomy places the organism in Eukaryota, Viridiplantae, Streptophyta, Magnoliopsida, Poales, Poaceae. The record is from RefSeq and is a predicted model, not a curated record.